Priapulus caudatus is the source of this 3261-nucleotide messenger RNA. RefSeq lists its product as uncharacterized. The transcript is spliced from 3 exons. The coding region runs from base 2150 to 2563 and encodes 137 amino acids. Lineage: Eukaryota; Metazoa; Priapulida; Priapulimorpha; Priapulimorphida; Priapulidae. The record is from RefSeq and is a predicted model, not a curated record.
GCGAGAAGACGUACAUCCGUACACUAUCAGUGCGCCACGAAGGAUUCCCCUCCCUCUUCUUCCCAGGGUGAAAGAAGAGCUCAGCCGACUGCAGGCAAUAGGAGUUAUUUCGUCGGUGGAAGAGCCGGCGGACUGGUGUGCUCCUAUAGUUGUUGUGCCGAAGCCAUCAGGAGACGUUCGCCUGUGUGUGGAUCUGACUAAGCUCAACGUGGCAGUCCAGCGUGAAAGACAUGUUACCGCCAGUCGAUUAUGUACUCGGGCAGCUGGCCAAUGCGAAAGUAUUCUCUAAGGUAGAUGCUAAUGCAGGGUUUCAUCAGAUUCCUUUAUCAGAGAAGUCAAGGAAGCUGACGACGUUCAUCACUCCAUUUGGUCGAUUCUGUUUCAAGCGUCUUUCCUUCGGGAUCUCCAGCUCUCCGGAACACUUCUCGAAGCGAAUAGCUCAGAUUCUAGAACGUAUUCCGGGGGCAGUUUCACAAAUGGAUGACGUCAUAGUUUUUGGUCGUAACCAAGCAGAACAUGGUGUUAAAUUGACUAGAGCUCUUACUCGCCUAGAGAACGCCGGAGUCACUCUGAACCGAGACAAGUGUGUCUUUAGCCAGAGCUCCAUCAAGUGUUUAGGUCAGAUAGUGUCUACAGAUGGCAUCACAGCUGAUCCUGAAAAGGUUGGUGCUGUCAGGAACAUGCCUGUGCCAACCAAUGUCAGCGAACUCAGGAGAUUUUUGGGGCAUGGUGAAUCAGAUGGGAAAGUUCACGCCUGGCCUAGCUUAAUUGACCUAGCCAAUCCCACCGCUGCCACCAUGUUGCGUUAUAGAAACGUAUAAGAUUGUGAGUAACUUAUGAGCAGUUUAUUCACACGUCAGUGUGGCUUGCUUACAUGAUGUAAAGAGAGCGACUGCCUCACGUGCAGCGAUUAUACACGGCAGUCUGGGCCGCAGGAGCCACCGUCACUAGCUAUAUGUUAAUGUCGCGUUCAGGAUACCACGAACUAUAUAUCUUUUAAUGAACAGAACACAUUUAUUUAACAAGCCACACGAUAACACAACCAGUUCACACAGAACCAGAUAAUGAAUAACAAGUCGGUUUCAGUUUGGAUUCUAAGAACCUUCCCGGUUGGCUCUAACACUAUAUUACUCAUAUAGUACCGAAUAGUAUCGUGACAGUUAACACUUGAACACGCGUUAACCAAUAGUGUAAUCACUAACACAACCACAACUGCUAUAGCUGUGCUAGCCAAAUAUUAAAUAUGUUCCUUAUCCACAAAAACGCUGAUUGUGGUAUGAGAUUUUGUUUGCUAUUGUCAUUGAAAAGUUUUCUAGUUGCACUGUGAGUGAAGGUUUUGUGGGACACGUGAGUCUUUGGCAAUUUGUUUCCCAAGCAGCCCAAGCCUCUACGGUGCAGUCUAUUUUACUCUCUGGUGGUUGUGUGGUGUGCUUUUAUGUGAAAGAACAGGAAAUCUCCAUGUGUAUACAAAUAAAUACCGUGACAUAAAUAAGACAUCGGUGAUUACUUUUUUGAUCACUGCUACUGUUAAGAUAUCGCUCUGUACUUCUACAUAUUAGUACAUUAAAUAUGAGGCGUUUUAAUGAAAUGCAUUCUGUGAAGGAAUAAACUACAUUCCCGUGCACGUUUGUCUAUCCUUCAUACUGUUUUGUCAAUACGGUAUGGCACCUUAUCUUGCAGGUAGGUAUCAUAAGUGCACGCAUUGAAACAUGUAUAAUUUGUUGUUAUCUGUUGCAUCUUGCAGUGCAAACGUAGCUGGCAAACAGUGGCAUAAGUGAUGUAUCAGUGGUUUUGCUUGUCUAAUAAUAAGUAGUUUGCAGAUAUAGUUAGGGAGCAUCAUCCAUAGGUAUAAGGGUGUCCAACAUAAUUGCACGUUGUGAGAAAGAGAGAGCAAAGAGAGAGUAGCCUGUCUAUGUUUUUUCUUGGUCACUGAUUUUCCUAUUUACCAUGAUAUGCUGCAAUUGAUUAAAUCAGGACUGUGUGUAUUUAGAAGUAGGCGGGUUUUAUAUAAAGCUGCUACAUCCGUUGUACGUGCAUUCUGCUCGUGGAACACACUAAACGUGGCUAUGUAGUUUGUUCUCGUUUGAUAAUUCUAACGCGUGUAUGAUGAAUAUUAUGUGAAACUGUGUUAUUAUAGUAAGUUAUCAUCAUGCGCACACUCGUUCUGUCCUGUGCCAUUGUGUUCACGAUACUCCUGCAUCAGAUGGAAGGAGCAAGUGUGCUGCAGGCACUUACACAGCAGCUGAGCAAGCAGGAUAAGGGGCUGAGAGCUCAGCUAGCUAGCAGACAAGAGGACCUGCAUCACUUGAUGCAAUUGUUGCAAUAUAAGGCGCAGGAUUCAAACAAGGAAUUGUUUGAAAGGCAGCUGAAGGAGCUAUUGAUACAGCAGCUGCUACUCAGAAGAAUUGUAGAUGAAGCUACUCAUCAGAUCUCGGAAAUCUCGAUAAGGAUGACACGUUCUUGUGGCAUGAAUGGCGGCUCAUCCUUACUAUGUGAUCUAGAGGAUCAGAAUGGUCCAGGAAACACAGGUGGCGCCGUUAACACUGCAGGAGCUGGACGAUGAAGGUGUCUCAUUGAUUGCUGUUUUAGUGUUCAAAUUUCACAUUACAUAUAAAGUUGCACCUUGCCAUUUACAUUAAUUCACAGUUGCCGUCUUGUUAUGCUGUCACACUCUACCUACUGCCUUCUUAGAUGUGCAUUGCAAGUGGCACGUCUAUAACUACUGAUUUCAACCUACAUUUGAUCAAUGAAACUAAAGUUAUGGAAAAGCUCUUUAAUCUUUGUUACUUUUUAGAACCUUAAACGUCAAUAAAAUGUGAAUUAAAAUCUUCCUUUAUUGGGUAUCAGCAUCUACCAUUUAAUCAUUUUCCAUCUGCUAGUGUUACAUCUAUGUAUGCACUUGUCAUAUCACUUGUGUGCAAGAAUAAGGUUAGGUUUCACACACACACAGAAACAUGCAUAUUAAGAAUUUUAUUCACUUAGUGUGAACAUCAGUGUACACAGUGCAUACACGUAUAAUGGCUACUACUGAUAUGAUAAUGAAGCUAAAAUAUGUGCAGCCUUGGUAAUGUGGUUGCUGAUAUAUUUACAUAAUUGAAGUGAAUUUACAUGAGUGAAGGCAUUAUACAAUGACAACUAUAUACUAGAAAAAAUAAUAGGCAUGCAAAUUAUAAACACAUUGUAAAAUAAAUUUCAUUUUUCUGUACAUUUUAUUUUUAAUAAAAACUGCUGUAUGUUGUUACACAUUCCAGCAAUUAGGUA